Malania oleifera is the source of this 1310-nucleotide messenger RNA. RefSeq lists its product as uncharacterized. The record is from RefSeq and is a predicted model, not a curated record. Gene Ontology annotation, molecular function: protein binding. Lineage: Eukaryota; Viridiplantae; Streptophyta; Magnoliopsida; Santalales; Ximeniaceae. The transcript is spliced from 3 exons. Bases 69 to 1058 code for a protein of 329 amino acids.
AAAGAUGAAAAAGGGAGCAAAUAAAUAUGAUUCCAAUGGCGAGAACUGUGAGCUGAGAGUGAGCAAGCAUGAGUCUCAUUGCAGGUUCCUACGAGAAGUUCGUAUGGGGCUUUAACCUAAGCCUUACCCAGCUCUUCUCCUACCCCUCUCACCUUUCCUCCAUCAAGACAGUAGCCGUCGGCGGUCCUGUCGCCGCUUCCGCCGGGGGUGAUGAAACCAUCAAGCUGUAUGACCUUCCCUCUUCCACCGAAAUCGCCACUAUAACCCCCCUCGAGUCCUCAGCCACAGCCCUCUCCUUCUACACACCUCCUUCACUCUCCUUUCCCCUCAAUCUCAUAUCUGCUUCCGAAGAUGGAGGCGUCUCCAUCUACGACGCCAACCCUUUCGUCCUCCUCAAAACGGUCUCCGCCCACAAGAAGGCGGUCAACGAUCUCUCCGUGCAUCCCUCGGGAAAGUUGGCUCUCACUGUGGGGCGCGAUUCUUGCUUGGCGAUCGUGAAUUUGGUGAGAGGACGGAGGAGCUUUUAUUGCAGGCUGGGGAAGGAGGCGACGCAUGUGAACUUCAAUUCGGAAGGGGAUAAGUUCUUUAUGGUUGCUGAAGAUAAGCUCUCUGUCCACGAAUCGGAAGAUGCACGGCUGGUCUUCGAAUUGGAGUGCCAAAAGCGGGUUCUUUGUGCCACGCCUGGCUCGAGUGGACUUCUAUUUACUGGUGGUGAGGAACGGAAUAUUACAGCAUGGGACACUAUCAGUGGGAAGGUUGCAUAUUGCAUUGAGGGUGCACAUUCGGCUCGUGUAAAAGGUAUUGUCGUGCACACUAGGAAUGAUGGAGCUUUAGCUGGUGAUGAUCCAUAUAAGGUGUCAUCUGCAUCAUCAGAUGGUGUUAUACGUGUUUGGGAUGUCCGCAUGGCUGUAAAGGAGAAGCCAAAUCCGUUAGCUGAGGCUAAUACAAAAUCAAGGUUGACAUGUCUUGCAGGAUCAUCUCUUAAAUCUUUCAGACGGAAAAAGGUUGGAAAGAAUGUUCCGAAGGAGGAGCAGAGUGGAAGAAUGGAAAGCUCAUGACAUCCAGUAACUCCAGUUAUAUGUGCAUUUUUGGUGUUGCCGAGUCGAACUCCUUGUGAACAUAUAUAGAAAUAGAAUUUUGGCUCUCUUGAUCCAGCAAUUCAGUUUUGACAAGUGGAAGAGCUAUAUAUAAUUAUUUAGAUAUAAUUGUCAUUUAACUCAGAAAAAUACCACACAAAUUUCUCCCGUUAUAGUGUUCCUUGUGUCCAUUCUCACAUUACAUGAAGAAUAGUUUCAUUUUGUGCUUAAAAA